AUGAAUUAAUCUGUAGGUGAAAAUUAACAAUCUUAGCCAUCCAUCAAUUAUGGGAAUGUGAAGUAUUCAUUCAAAUGUUUACGUCGACAUCUUUUUAAGGAUAAAGUUUAUCAUGUUCAUGCACUUUAGAAUAUGAUUACCAUAGGAGAGGUAUACCAAUAAUUAAAAGUAGCAUUUCAAUGACCCUAAUCCAAAGUAUAAAUUGGAAUUGAAUCUCAAGAAUACUGUUUUUUGGAAAUAAGAGAAUGGACAGAAUAAAGCCUUUGGAAUUAGAUAUAAGUAAGUAAUUAUUUUUAAACUAAUAUUUUCAAAGAAAGAAUGUGAAGUAUUUUGAGGCUUCUUCUGAACAAUUAACAAAAUUUCGUUAGGCUAUUAGCUGUUUAAUUGGGUUCCACUCACUUGAUGAACAUUAUAAAUUAGAAAAAGUGAUUGGACAAGGUUCAUUUUCUAAAGUACAUAAAGUUUAUAGGAUGCAUGAUGAUAAGGCAUUUGCAAUGAAGCAAGUUUCCAGUAAGUAAAAGAAUGAUAAAGAGAAUAUGGUAUAUAUUUUAUUUAAUUGAAUUCAGUAAUUAUUAGAAAACGAAAUUGGAAUUUUACAUUCUUUAAACAAUGAAUCUAUUCUUAAAAUAUAUGAAGUUUUUAGAAUAGAAGAACAUUAGUAUGGAAUUAUUGUUGAAUUUAUUGAUGGAAUUUGUUUAGCAACUCUUAUUGAACAACUCAAAAAACAUCAAAAUAAACUUAAAGAAUAUGAUAUCAAAAUUAUGUUGUAGGCAAUUCUUAAAGCUUUGGUUAUUAUUCAUUAAGAACAAGUUAUUCAUAGAGAUAUUAAACCAUAAAAUAUUAUGAUCUCUUAAUCAUCUUUUAGAAAUGUUAAAAUUAUUGAUUUUGGAUUGAGCAUUAAAAAUUAAUUGUAAUAUAACAGAUGUGGAACACCUGGUUAUAUGGCUCCAGAAAUUGUUAAUAUGAAAAAAGAUUAACAAAAAGCUUGGACAUCUCUUUGUGAUAUCUUUAGUCUAGGAGUUGUGUUUUUCAAAUUGUACAAUAUUCCCAUCCAAUUAGAUUAUCCAAAGGCAUCAGUUGUUUUUAAGGACAAACUUCUGAUCAAGUCUUAGCAAACAAUAAAAAAUGCUAAAUAGACUGGUCUAUUGUUCAAUAAUAUAAUUAUUCCAAAAAUUGCAUCGUAAAACAAACGAUAAUAAAUUUAAGUCUUUAUUGAAGGCAAUGUUAGCCAAAGAUCCUGAUGAGAGGAUAACUGCUUACCAAGCACUUUAGCAUCCCUUUUUUGCUGACUUGCCCCCAGUAUUAUCAACUGAUUUUGCAGGCAAUUCUAUGACAUUUAAAUCAAAAUGCAUAAUGAAUCAAACUAUUGACAAACCAAAUCUCGAAUCCAUAAAUAGCCUGAAUGAUCUCUCGGGCCUUUAAAAAUAGUAAAUUUAUGUCAGGGAUUUAAGACCAUCAAUAAUUAGCAGAAGAGUGUGA
Messenger RNA from Paramecium pentaurelia, 1479 nucleotides. Lineage: Eukaryota; Ciliophora; Oligohymenophorea; Peniculida; Parameciidae. The record is from the annotation of a GenBank genome assembly.